UACUUUUCAGGGCUGCCAUGGCAUUGACUGCCUUUGCAACAGCCCCUGCUGGCCAAGUGAACCAACUGGGCCGUUGCACUUACCCUUCGCGGGCUUUGUCAUUUGAACGCAACGGGGCAGCCCUUGGAAGCCCUGCGAGAGGUGAAAGUAUCUUCGCCUUCGCUGUCCUAGCUGCUGGCUGCCGGCACCUGCAACGGCACAGCUCCUGGAAGCGACGAGACCGGGGGCGAGAGGGCGUCGUGAGACUUGCGGCCCAAAAUCUUCCCGAUGGCAGUGCCAUCCAGUUGGCUGCAGCGUUGCCAGCUCUGCCAGAUCAACCCUUGGAGGUGUUGUCGGCUUUGGCUCUGGCAAUCAUUUGCCACGAGGGUGGUCACUUUCUAUGCCUUCGCAGCAUCGGUUUACCUGCGGAAGAGUUUGCGAUUGGCUUUGGACCGGAGGUGAUCAACUUUGGCCGAAAAGAUGGUACUGAGUUCGUAGUCAGAGCACUACCUAUUGGUGGCUAUGUUCGAUUUCAAGAUGAGAAGACUGUGAAACUGGAAGACGGAAACAUGGUGACCGAAUUUGAUGCUCGCAGUGCGCCUGAGCGCCUUUGGGUGUUGGCUGGUGGAGUAUUGGCCAACGUCGCUGUGGCUUGGUCGUCCUUGGUCCUUGGCGUGCUGAAUUUUGGCGUGCCGACCAGGGACCCGCUGCCGGGCAUCCGAAUUGAGGCAGUGGAUGAGGCGGCCUUCACUCGAACAGGAUUAAAGGCCAAGGAUGUUCUUCUGAAGAUUGGCAGCUUGGACCUGAACUUCAUUGGAGCUGAUGUCCGCUCUACAGUAGAUUACAUCAGCAAGCUGCCGCAGGGCAGGGCUGUGGAGAUGGUAGUUGACCGAGCUGGUGAGCAGCUUCAACUGAAUGGCACCACCGUCACAGAUCCCAACACAGGGUGCCUCGGCUAG
Molecule: messenger RNA, 938 nt
Organism: Cladocopium goreaui
Lineage: Eukaryota; Dinophyceae; Suessiales; Symbiodiniaceae
Source: the annotation of a GenBank genome assembly